This is a messenger RNA of Drepanopeziza brunnea f. sp. 'multigermtubi' MB_m1, 429 nucleotides long. Lineage: Eukaryota; Fungi; Ascomycota; Leotiomycetes; Helotiales; Drepanopezizaceae. The record is from RefSeq and is a predicted model, not a curated record.
AUGCCUCCAAAGAAGUCGACAGCUGUUGCUGUUGACGAUCCAGCCGCAGACGAUGUUUCCAUGACUGAUGCUCCCGCCGCCGAGGACGGCACUCCCGCGCCACAGGAAAAGCCGUGGGUGGACGAGAAGCGGAUCAGAAUCCUUCCAGGAUCUUCAGAUACCGCUGCGUCGUUCGAGUUUAAGAAGGAGGAUCAUACGCUGGGGAAUUCGCUACGAUACAUAAUCAUGAAGAACCCCAAUGUAGAAUUCUGCGGAUACUCGAUUCCCCAUCCCAGUGAAGAGCUGAUGAACAUCCGAAUCCAGACGUAUGAAGGAACAACGGCAGUGGCAGCGUUGGAUAAAGGGUUCCAAGACUUGAUGGACUUAUGUGACGAGGUAGCACUCAAGUUCAUGCAGGCUCGAGAAGAUUUCGACGGAGCGAAGGAUUAA